AAUUAUUGAAUUUUCGCAGCGUUUUAACUACAGUGAUUUUUAAAGAGAGAAUAUGGCAAGUUUCAAACAAUUUGUCGUUGUUUUGCAACAGUAGGAGAUUGUCGACGAGCUGAGGAAAACUCAGUUGAUCACCGUCUCCGGGAAGGCAACGUAAUUUUGUUGUUUUCGUUAGCGCUCACUUUCGAUGUUAGUUUGCUCAAGAUGCCAAAUGAAUAGAAAGUCGAGUUAAUAACAAUUUUUAUAUAAUUUACGGUACAGUAAAGUUAUUAUUAGAAAAAUUAUUAUUGUUAACGUGAAACUAGAAGAAACUCAAACUAAGAUGACCGUUACUUUGGUAGCAAAACAUGAAGUAGUUACUGACGACAAUGACAAUGAAACUUGUUGUACCACUUCUAAGGCUGUAUCGCACUAUCGCACACAAUCAUUAUUAGAAGAUUUGUCUGGAGCUCCAAAUAAAAAUUCAAUAGACGAAGAUAGCGAUGAUGACGAAUAUGACGAAAUUUUUUACCAAAAAGCGAAGGAAUUGUUGCCUUAUGACCAAGCUCCGCCAUAUUUGAAACAUAAUCCUUUUAUUUUGACAGGAUACAGAAAAAAUCUCAACACAGAUUUAUGUGUAUCAAGUAUAUUUUGGUGGACGAAUGAAACGAUCAACAUAUGGUCACACAUUUUUGGAUUAUUUCUUUUUAUCUUGUUACCUAUUUACGAUUUUAUGAUAUUGAAAAUACAGGCCACUUUCAGCGAUAAAAUUAUAGUUGGAUCUUUUUUAGCGUGUUUUGUGUUAUGCAUGGCCUUAUCAGCGUUAUACCACACAUUCUCGUGUAGAUCGGAAAAAGAUUGUAAUAAAUAUCUCUCUUAUGAUUUGUUUGGUAUAGCUUUAUCUUUACUAGCGAUAUAUACAUCUGGAAUUUAUUAUGCCUUUUGGUGCGAUACAGACUUGCAGUUGUUUUAUACCAGCACUGUAACUGUGAUAUUUGCCAUAGCAAUGACGUUACAUAUACCUCAUUUUAAUAUUCACUCGAAUAUUAAAACUAUAGUUUUUGUAGCAUGGGGAUUAUACGGUGUGAUACCAACUAUACACUGGUCCAUCAUAAAUGGUGGGUUUGAAAACCCACUAGUCUGUAUUUUGUUACCUAGGGUGAUCGGAAUGUAUAUAAUAAGUGGUAUCGCAUUUGUUAUAUACAUAACGAAGAUUCCUGAACGUUUUUUGGCGGGAAAGUUUGACUUUGUUGGACAUUCGCAUCAAUGGUGGCAUAUAUUCGUCGUACUAGCACUUUAUUAUUGGCACAAUAGUGGUUUGAUAUACAUAGAAUAUCGGUUAAAUCAUGCUUGUCCAAAUAAAAUGAAAUUUCCAUAAUUUUAAUAUAUUUUAUUUUCAUUAUAUUACGUAACUUUUAAUAAAACUGUGAUA
Messenger RNA from Diorhabda sublineata, 1408 nucleotides. Its product is annotated as progestin and adipoQ receptor family member 3. Gene Ontology annotation, molecular function: signaling receptor activity. Bases 320 to 1354 code for a protein of 344 amino acids. The transcript is spliced from 8 exons. The record is from RefSeq and is a predicted model, not a curated record. Gene Ontology annotation, cellular component: membrane. Lineage: Eukaryota; Metazoa; Arthropoda; Insecta; Coleoptera; Chrysomelidae.